This is a messenger RNA of Fusarium pseudograminearum CS3096, 1485 nucleotides long. RefSeq lists its product as uncharacterized. The transcript is spliced from 4 exons. The coding region runs from base 1 to 1485 and encodes 494 amino acids. Lineage: Eukaryota; Fungi; Ascomycota; Sordariomycetes; Hypocreales; Nectriaceae. The record is from RefSeq and is a predicted model, not a curated record.
AUGACAGACGCUGAGAAGCUCGAGCCUCCCAAGGGUAGUCCCGUUGAGGACCCUGGAGCCCACGAGCUUGCUGAGGAAUCCGAGUCCGAUGACCAAUUUACGGAUGCUGCUUCUGGUUCUGGGAGCCCCAGGAUCAGCUCGCCAAUUCCCAUAACCCGAGUCGAAAAAGUCGAUGAUCAACCUUCGCACGGCGAGGUUCCCGGUACUCAGGCGUAUGAGUUGCGAGGACAAGAUGCUCAGCCUGACGAGAUCGCAAUUGCCCCAGAAACAGCCGCAGACGCUCCCCCGACUCCCAAAGUCAGCCCUCCCACGACCGUCGUAGAGGAGGCUCCUGAGCUUCCUGGAGCCAGAAGCCGAUCGUAUUCCAUUCAGUACGAGGAGAGGCGCAGGGCAGAUGCAUCCCCGGAUAUUCUUGUGGCUUCUGAUGGGCAGAUCAAGGAGAUUCAAGGCGAGAGCACAAAUGUGGAAAGCAAUUCUGAUAAUUCAACACCCUCGCCCGAUUCUGCAAACACGAAAUUACAAGAUGAACCUUCCGAGGAACCUAGCGUUCUGGCUUCUCCUUUGCAAAAUGGUGACGGUGACCAUGAAGAUGACGACAAGGAAGAGAAUGAUGAUGACAAUAACGAAGAUGAAGACAAUGGCGACGAUGAGUUCGGUGACGACUUUGACGAUUUUGAAGAGGGUAAUGAGGACGAUGAUUUCGACGACUUUGAGGACGGAUUCCAAGAAGCAGAAACUCCAGCACCUGUUGCUGCGGCACAACCCACGCCGCAAUCUACAUUACCAUUUCCCAUACCCGACUUCGACGGUGUCGAUGCAGAAGGAGUCCUCAAUGCAUUGGAACCUUUCCUUGCUACUCUAUUUCCCCCAGAAGAGCUCGACCUACCCCAGUUCCCACCUCUAUCCAAAGACUCAGUGUUCUUUACCCCACGAUCAGCAUCUUUGUGGUCGCAACUUGUGGCGCCUCCGCCUCUUGCCCCUCCAGACUGGAUCCGUUCCCGGACACGCCGUCUCUUCCUUGUCUCACUCGGCGUUCCUGUCGAUCUGGACGAGAUUCUUCCGGCUUCAAAGCAAAAGAAGCUUGUCCUUCCGUCAUUGAAUGUCGCUACGCUCUCUCCUCGGAACUCUACAGAUUCUCGAUCUGUCUCCCGGUUGCGGCAGGGCGAGGGCAAUAAUUCGUCUACGUCAGUCGACACUCAAGGAAAGCCUUCUGCGCCAUCAAGGAAGCGCCGCGGCCCUCCACCACAGCCAGAGCUAGAUCUCGUGGCUGCUCGUCACCUUUGCCAAACGACGGAUGAAGCUCUUGACGGCAUGACUGAUGAUGAGCUCAAGGCUCAUAUCGCCAAACUGCAAGGUUUGGAAGAAGCAGCAAAGGAGGCGCUGGAGUAUUGGAAAAAGAGGACAGACGAAAAGAUUGGCGAUAGGGAAGCCUUUGAGGGGGUUAUAGAAAACUUGGUCAAGCACGCGCGCAAGGUUCGCAAAUAG